Molecule: messenger RNA, 1199 nt
Organism: Olea europaea var. sylvestris
Lineage: Eukaryota; Viridiplantae; Streptophyta; Magnoliopsida; Lamiales; Oleaceae
Product: protein WUSCHEL-like
Exons: 3
Coding region: 303-1148 (281 amino acids)
Biological process (GO): plant organ development
Molecular function (GO): DNA binding; DNA-binding transcription factor activity
Source: RefSeq, a predicted model, not a curated record
UUCAUUCAUUCAUUCACUUCUUCUCUUCUCUUCUUUGCUUCUAAUCUUAAUCACAACUUUUUGUUGCCUUUUGAUUCAAGCAAAGAGUGUUAGAAAUUCCUCCUUUAUAGUUGUCCCUGUCAUCUUCUGUCCUUCUCUCCCAGAUAUCUCUCUGAUUUGAUAUUCUCCUCUUUCUAUCUCUAUCACCCUCCAUGUGCUCAGCCCUACCCCCAUCCGUCUCUUUAUAAUUCAACAUUUUAUACACUUUCACCAUUUCACCUACCUUCUUCUUCUUCUUCUUCUCCGAAAAGUGAAAAUCGACAAUGGAAACUCAACAAAAUCAUCAGCAACAGGGAAAUGAAGAUGGGGGAAACAAAAACAGUAAUUUUCUAUGCAGGCAAAGUACUUCAAGGUGGACACCCACUACUGAGCAAAUAAGAAUCUUGAAAGACCUUUACUACAACAAUGGAGUUAGGUCUCCAUCUGCUGAGCAGAUACAGAGGAUCUCUGCCAAGUUGAGGCAGUACGGAAAGAUUGAAGGCAAAAAUGUCUUUUAUUGGUUUCUGAACCAUAAAGCUCGUGAGAGGCAGAAGAAACGCUUCACUAGUACUACUCCUUCUGCCUCUGAUGUCCCCAUGCACCACAGAUCACCUGCUGCCGGUGUUUGGAAAUACCAUCAAGAUCAUCCUUUCCCUAACAAUCUUACUGCUGCAGGUUUUCCAUCUUCAUCAAGUUCUUCUCCUGGUGUGCUGAAUAUUGGCCCUGUGGGACACCCUGGCUAUGGAUCUGUAGCCAUGGAGAAGAGUUUUAGAGACUGUUCCAUAUCUUCAAGUGUUGAUGGCAAUGGAUCUGGUAUGGGUCAAAACUUCGUAUGGGUCGGAGUCGACCCGUAUUCUUCAGGAGGAGGCUGCCACCCAUUUCUUGAAAAAAGAAAACAUUUUGAUUAUGAAACCCUAGAAGAUGAACAGCCAGAAGAAGAACAAGUCCCAGAAAUUGAAACUCUACCUCUUUUCCCCAUGCACGAUGAACACACUUUCAAGCAAGAAACUAACUUCUACAAUGGCUGGCAUUAUGGCCCGAGGGCCGAAGAUAAUAAGAUUGGCUCGUCACGGGCUUCCCUCGAGCUCACCCUCAAUUCCUACUCUGCCAGAUUGCUUAAUUCUCCAUGAAAAAAAUGUUACCCUUGUUAUGAAGGAUUCUACCUUGUUUACUUUCAACUU